This is a messenger RNA of Acytostelium subglobosum LB1, 1644 nucleotides long. RefSeq lists its product as hypothetical. The record is from RefSeq and is a predicted model, not a curated record. The coding region runs from base 1 to 1644 and encodes 547 amino acids. The transcript has a single exon. Gene Ontology annotation, molecular function: protein binding. Lineage: Eukaryota; Evosea; Eumycetozoa; Acytosteliales; Acytosteliaceae.
AUGCCACUUUCAAUUAUAAUCACUGUACUUCAAAAUAAGAAGAUAAGUGUACCCUUUAAGAAGGAGUACACAGUGUCAGAGUUGACAAAGGAGAUUGUUAGACGUGCUAAUAUACCAUCGGAUGAUGUUUAUAUUCUGGAGCAUAAUGAUUCUGAACUAUAUGCUCAAGACACUCUGGAGGAUCUAGGCCUCAAUGACAAUGAGCAGUUGGUCAUCAAGUUGGCUGUCCCUCCAAAGACCAUUGUCGGUGAGCCUGACUCCACCACCACCACCACCACACCAACAACAUCAACAUCUACAUCAACAUCAACAACAUCACCAGUUGGAGCUGACUUGGUUGGACCCACCAGCGCCAUGACCAUCUCAAAGUCUGUGUUGAUUGAGGAGAUCAGACAGAUUGACAUCAUUGUGUUGGAUCUGAGUGGAUCAAUGAAGGCCUCUGCAUUCAAGGGAUCGGCCAGACCUGGUGAACUAGAGAUGACAAGGAUAGAGAUGGCACAGGCUCUGUUCCAGACAUUCACCGACAAGUUUGUCCAACAAGAGGUGCCUGCCUGUGUUGGACUCGUAUGCUUUGGUGAGCGCAUCGAAUUGACCUUUGCGCCAACACGCAACUUUGAUACAUUCUCAACAGAGCUGGGUGCAGUUGUGGCCAAUCAAUCAAAGACCAGACUAUACGAGGCGAUCAAGAUGGCUGGCGAGACCAUUGUCUCAUUCAUCGCCAUGCCCGAGGAGAAGCGUGGCGUGAAGCUGGCACCACCACAUCUACUCAACUGCCGUGUGUUUGCUCUGACUGAUGGCCAGGACAACAGCAACGUGGAGCCAUUCGGCGUGUAUCAAUAUCUUAAGGAGCACAACAUCGUCCUGGACGCCAUCCCCAUUGGUGAGGGCGCUGACAAGCUCGGCUCAUUCACCAAGGCAACUGGAGGAACGUGUUUUGUCGCCAACUCAUCAGUGGAGGGUGUUGGAUUGUUUGAGCGAGAGGCCCUGCUCAACUUGGCCGCUCGUGACAACUUCAAGCCAUUCUCAUUGGCCAUUGAUAGUCGGCAGGCAUUCGAAUCGCUCGCGGCAGAAUUCGUGACGACUAUCGAGCGCAAGGUGGAGGUCACCGCGGGCAAGUAUGUGAGCCAGAUCAGCAGCGCAGCCGUUUCCUCAUCCACAACUUCGUCGGGCUCAUCCAAGCGCAUCCUUAAGGAGUACAACGCUUUCAAGCAAGAGAUUGACAGCUCGACCAACCCAGUCUUCCACAUCUUUGUCAGCGACAGCAACAUCAGCUCGUGGAGGAUACUGAUGAAGGGUCCACAGGGCACGGCAUACGAGCAGGGCUACUUCCUGGUGUCUGCGGUGUUCCCCGACGACUACCCAUUCAAGCCACCCAAGGUCCGUUUCGAGACCAAGGUAUACCAUUGCAACAUCAGCAGUGAUGGAGCUGUCUGUCUGGACAUACUCAAGGACCAGUGGUCACCAGCACUGUCCAUCCACAAGGUGAUGCUGUCACUGUCAUCGCUGCUCACCAGUCCCAAUCCACACGAUCCACUCGAUGUCGUCAAGGCUGGUGUCUACCGAGACAACCCCAACGAGUACUGGAACCAAGCCCGUUCCUGGACCACAAUCUAUGCAUCUUCUCCACCUGCAACUUAUUCCUAA